Messenger RNA from Microstroma glucosiphilum, 2075 nucleotides. RefSeq lists its product as hypothetical. Lineage: Eukaryota; Fungi; Basidiomycota; Exobasidiomycetes; Microstromatales; Microstromataceae. Gene Ontology annotation, cellular component: nucleus. Gene Ontology annotation, biological process: positive regulation of transcription by RNA polymerase II. The coding region runs from base 54 to 2075 and encodes 673 amino acids. The transcript has 4 exons. Gene Ontology annotation, molecular function: transcription cis-regulatory region binding; DNA-binding transcription factor activity, RNA polymerase II-specific; zinc ion binding. The record is from RefSeq and is a predicted model, not a curated record.
CUUACCGCCCACCUUACCCGCUGCCUACGGAUGUGCGAUCGUCCCGCAGAAGAAUGCAUCCUUCCUCGUCCGCGGCAAGCUCAGCCUCGUCUGCUUGGAGAAGACACAAACGAAGCAAGCGAGGCUGCUUGACCUGCCGCAACCGGCGUAAGAAAUGCGAUGAAACAUACAAGGAUUGGGGAGACGGAAGACAAGCGUGCACAGCCUGCCAUCGUCGUGGUGAAGUAUGUAGGAUGCCGGAUGCCUCGCACAGCAACUUCUCGCCAGUCUCACCGCCGCCCGCCAACACCAAUGUUGUACAAGCGGCAGAGUCACUCUUGAACUUCCAGGGUCACCCAAGAGAUAACAGCGGAAGGGGUACCGUCGAAGUCGAUCAGCUGAGCAGGCCAAUGAUGCAGCCUGGCGAAGGGAGUCUAGAGACUUCCCAACAGCGUCUUGUUCCCCAUGAUGGAGGAGCUUUACAACAGCGCAAUCCCUUUCAGGAGGUGGCAGCGCCGCAACAGCGCAGUCCCUUUCAGGAUGGUUCCUGGCUCGAUCAAUUCUUUGAGGAGAUCGUAAGCAUGACAGAGCCAGCGGACGGCAGCGGGCUUGCAUCGGCACGGCCGCAAAAUCAAAUGAUGGCAGGCUUGAAUCACUACUCUGCCGCUUCAUUCACCGAUAGCACGACUUCGAAUAUUCUACUGCAGCCCUCCCCAUCUCAGCCAGCCUUUCCAUCGGCUUCGACAUCGAUGACAACAUCCUUGGCCAAUGGGAGCAGCGGCUCUUCGACUGCCCUCGAAGACUAUCAGGCUUCUUCCACAAGAGCUGUUUUGCCCUCUCAACCUGUGCCCAGGCCCGACUGGUCGCUUCAGCGUACCAUCGAGCUUCAAGAUCUGGAUGAUCUCCUUAGCCGGUGCGGCGUGAUUUACGAACGUUACAUUGGAGCCCUCGUUGACACGUCGCUGCCAGUUGCCGAGGGAGAAGCAGAUGCCCGACCGGUUCUGGCAAGUCUGAUGGAGGUGACAAAGUCUUCGUCAGUCAGCAAAGCGUCAAUGGUUGCCUGCUGUCUCGCUUACAGGGAUGUGAUUGCGAGAGAGAAGAAAGACCAGGCCUCGCAUUUUGUUCGCUAUCUGACCAGCACUAGCAAGUCGUCCACUCAGUCCAGAGCACGCCAGGCUGCCCAAAGCGAUGAACAAUACGCAAGUCUGUAUGCAGGGGCCUGGUACGAGUACACUUUGAAAGAAUUGCGGCGCAUUGGAAGCGAUGGCUCGAUCUCCCUGGCCGCCAGAAUGCUGGCAUUGUUGAACUUACGCUACGCGAGCGUUUGCUUACUUGGUGCCAAGGCUGCAUUUGACCUGGCACCAGAUGUCGAACGAGUGCUGAAAGAGCUCCAGGUUGAUAUCACUUUUCUACAACGCACAGCCAAGUCUGGCACCAUAGUUGCUUUCCUCGUGCAAGCUCUCGCUGCCGCCAACGUGAUGGAUGCAGCCUCCGACGAUGGCGUCAACCUGCGCUUCCGCUACUUGAGCAGCUUCUCCGUGGACCUCGUAGAUCUAGCCGCUGACAUAGAGGAAGGUAAAGUUUUAGGCCGGGCGGAAGUGGACGCACGUUCAAAAGCACUGCAAGCCCAGAUCUUAUCGAGCGGUCUGGACAUCACGAAGAAACCUCAUGACGGGAUAGGCCGAUUGCGUGCCCAGAGUCUGCACGAGAUGUGGAGACAAGCAGCUCUAAUCUAUCUUUACCAAGACGUGCAUGAUCUGGGGCCUUUGUCAGUCAAGAUGCAAGCAGCGCUCCAUCAGAUAUUCGAAAUCGCCGAGACCGUCGCUACAUUAGAGCAGCCCAGUGGAUCGUUCAGUCAUCACAUCGAUGUCUGGGAUAUGACAAUGGUCUGGUUCUUGGCAGGGACUGUGUGUGUCACUCCGGACCAGAAGUCCACUGCCCUUCGUCAAUUGCAAAGCAUCGGGUGUGAGCAGGCGAUCGUGGAUACCAUUGAAGUCUUGAGAAUGAUUUGGCAACACGUGGACGAGACAGGCAAGACUUCGACGUGGAAAAGCUUGGUCGCGCAGCGGAGGAAGACGAUCUCCUAUACCUUUUGA